Microthlaspi erraticum is the source of this 867-nucleotide messenger RNA. Lineage: Eukaryota; Viridiplantae; Streptophyta; Magnoliopsida; Brassicales; Brassicaceae. The record is from the annotation of a GenBank genome assembly.
AUGGCUUUGCGUGGCGAAGAGUUUGACUUUAACCUACGAGAAUGGGGUCGCAAAGGUCAUAUAACUCGCGGAAACUCAAGUUGUAGAAGGCUUUCUGGCUCCUAUAUUCGAAGCUUCCGAGAAGAUCACAAGUCGUGUAGAACAACUGUCACCAUCUCUAGUACUGCCUCUUCUCCUGGCUACUCUCUCGCAGAGGAAAUUGACCCAUCAAAUUAUUCAUUCACUAGUGCACUCAAGGGGUUGCAAGACAAGAAGAAUUGGAAUUGGUUGAAACCAGAAGGUGUUGAGUUACACUCGAAAUGGAACGAAGCGGAGAAAUAUAUCUGCAAUCCUUUGUCUGGUGAAGUUCCUAUGGAGUGUUUGUCUUCUAAAACCCUAAAUUCAAGAUCUUUUAGUAACCUAUCAACCAUGUCUACUCCAGUAAUGAGUCUACCCUCUAAUCGCAAUCUCAACAAUCCAAGAACGAUUAGUACUAACGUUAGAGUUCUUCACAAGGAUCCUAUAUCUCCCGAUCAUGUUUUUAUUAAAGAAAAGAAAGUUGUGAGGUUGAAAGAUGUGGGUGUCCAGAGUGCGCCGGUGAAUGUUAGUCGACGAGCGAACAUCCCGCCGCCGAUCAUGGAGAAAUCAACGAAAAUACAGGUGGAAGCUGCUGAUUCGCCAUAUGCACUCAAGUUGAAAGCUCAACAAGAGGCUGUGGUGAAAAUGGAAGAAGAGAAGCAAAAUAUGAUGACAAAAGAAAAUCAAGAAGAAAAGAAGAAGAAAAGAGGAAAUGGAUUAUUUUCAUGGAUGAGGAAAGGGCAAAGGCAGCCAACAAAAUCCAAAUGCAUCUUUCUCAUUUGUGUUCCUCGUCUUGUCAAUGCUUUUUGA